Leptomonas pyrrhocoris is the source of this 5007-nucleotide messenger RNA. RefSeq lists its product as hypothetical. The transcript has a single exon. Gene Ontology annotation, molecular function: protein binding. Bases 97 to 5007 code for a protein of 1636 amino acids. The record is from RefSeq and is a predicted model, not a curated record. NCBI's taxonomy places the organism in Eukaryota, Euglenozoa, Kinetoplastea, Trypanosomatida, Trypanosomatidae.
GCUUCCUUAGAGCAGAGAAAGUACUUCAUUGUUGUCGUUGCUUUGCGACGGUGUUGAGCAGAGUUUCUUCUCUUCUUCUUUUUGGCGUUCUCCACGAUGGUGCUUCUGUUCUCUGUGGAGGAUCCCAAACACCAGCGGCAGGUCAAGGGUGGCACCGCCUAUGUGUGGUCCACGUUCGAGGACCACGUCGCGGUCAUCUACAAUGAUCAAAAGAGUGCGCAGCCAACAGCAGAGGAGAUCCGGAACGCACUGGAGGUAGUCCGAUAUCCCGUUCCUCCACGUUUUUUCGUGUCUCCCUACAACGGUGUUGUGUGGGACGGUAACGACGACGUGGAGGCGACUGCGCUGCAGUGGAUCUUCGAGGACAUCACGCAGUGCGUGCAGCGCCGAGAAAAUGUCACGGUCGUCCACCGCGGCGCCAACGCUGAAGCGCACCUUGAGCCACUGCUCAUCAACUUUCUAAAUGCGGUGCGUUCCUCCGCGGAGUACGGAAUGCAGGUGGUUGCUGAUGAGUUUGCGAAGGAGAAGCAGAUGCAGCGCCUGCUGCGGAUGAGCGUCGUGGGCUUCUCUGGGGACGGCGGCGACCGCGCGGAGGACGAAAGCGUCAAGGCUUUAAACGCUUCGCAGAGCAACGAGGGAGGCGUGCGCUUAUCGAAUGAGCUGCGGAGGCGAAUCGCGAAACUGAGACAGGAAUACCGCUAUGCACAUCCGGCAGACCGGCGAGCGGCUGCCGAAAGCCGUUACGGAAUCAUCUCCGCUGCACACAAUGAGCUGCUCGAGCCGCCCGUCAACGACUCGCAUUCGUUGACGCCGCAGACGUUUGUGGCGGCACCUCCGAUGCAGCGCACCAGUCAAGCCUCUAGGUCAGCCUCGUACUCUGCUGCCAAAAACACGCGAAGCCACACCGUUCUCUUCAACCAGCUGCAGCGACGCAACACGGCGCUGUUGCUGUCUGACCUCAACAAGACCGUCGAGGGUGCUAGCUGUGAACCGAUUGCAGGGAACGGCUGGGGAGAGAAGAUCACUACCUACGCGUUUGACGGCACCUCGUCCGUCAUGGCUCUGCCGGGCAUCCCCAACUUUGACGAGGUGAUCCGCGCGUUUACGAUCGACUUUUGGAUUCGAACCGACCUUAAAGUUGCAGAUGGCAAGCGGGUCCUUAUACAAGUAAUGGAGGGUCAGCGAGAGGAUCUUGGGCAACUCUUUCAGGUCAGCCUCAACUGGUACGAGGACAUGCCCGAUUCUGUCCGCGUCGUGCUUCGCGACUCGGCAAACCGAGUGAUGGAGGCUGUGGCGUCUGUAGCCAAAACCGGCCUCACAUCCGGUGAUCACUUCCACCACCUGAUGGUGCGCGUGGACAGCAUCGAGGAAGGACAGCUGACGUGCGAGGUGGACGCGAAGGCGAUCGACGUGCAGCUGGUGCAGCAGGAACACCCCAUCGCCUUCAACCCGUGGCCGCACCGCCUCUUCAUCGGCGGGUUUUUAGACGAGGAAAACACCCCUGCAAUGGUGUUCCGCGGCACAAUAGCGGAGCUGCGGGUGUGGUCCGGCGGCGACCCCGCGCACCCCAUUGUACGCUGGCCGCUGCUGGUGUCGGACAGCGCGGCGCUGCCCGAGGUGACGCACACCAUCCCGGCUGACCAUCGGGAGACACUGCUCAACCUGCACGCAGUCGAGGAACGAGCUCCGCGUAGUGCGCCGUCGUUCGACGGAAGGCUCGUGAUGAAUGUAGGCACGCUGCCGCUGUUCGGUCAACUGAUGCACAACUGGCGCAUGGAGUUCCGCUUUCGCACCGACGUCUCGUCGUGCAUGAUGACACUGGUCGGCGUGACCGACGGCCGCUUCAAGAUGCAGGAGUUCGGCAUCGUCCUCAACGCCGAACCGGUCGCCUCAAAGGACCGAUUUCGCUACCACGAACUGCACACGACGUUCUACAUUAUUGACGCGUUUGGUGUGUGCUGUUCCGCAUUGCUGCGUGGGACGGAGCGGCACAACUUGGUGGACGGUGAGUGGCACACGCUUGUCUGGCGCUGCAUUGAUAGCGAGGCCAACAAGUUCACGGUGAAGGUCGAUGACGCGCUGCAGGAUCUGCUGUUCGUGUGUCGCGAGGGGCCAACGCGCUUUAUCACCUUCGAAAACUGGAUCGCCGUUGGCGGGCACAACGUGCGAAACUGGAAGGUGCAGCGGCCCUUUCUCGGCCAGAUCGGCCGCUUCUACCUCUCCUUGCGCGGCUCUCCUUAUGUGACGCUGCAAAUGAAUGAGGGGCCUGGGGCGUACGUGAUGCAGGACUACUCGUGCCACAAUAACCACGGCCUCCUUAUCAACUCCGACACCAACGUGGUGCGGCGCAACGACGUGAUGUGGAUUCCCGCGCCGUCUGACCAAGCCGAUGAGCGCGCGACCACCACGGAGCGCGACGUGCGGAUCUUCGUGCACAAUCGGGUUUCCAUCGCGGCGGUCGUCUUCACCUGCAGCUUUGGUGAAAAGGGGGCUGCGCACGAGAGCAUCUACGACAUCUACUCGAAGGAGUUCUACGAGCUGACCAGCAUGCCGCACUACCUUUCUCAGUCGUCCGGGGUGCAGUGGAAGUCGUGGUAUGACUUGCCGGAGGACUGCUAUCACGUUCUGGACAGCAUCACACGGCUGGAGGAGUCCAUCAACGCCGUGAUCAGCGCCGAUGCCCCCAGAGGGCACCUCAUGAUCACCGUGCGCAUCGGUGACUGCCGGGCGACGGUACUCCACUUUCGCGAGCCGGAGCUGCCGGACGACGCCGCGUACGACUGCAACAUGCUCAAGUGGCACUAUCCGUACAUGGUCGAAGGCAUGCAAGGCCGGCGCGAGCUCAUGUUGAACCGCAUGAUUGAAGGCGCAGAAUCCGUUCUGCUCAGCAACACCUUGAAGCCGUCCGUAACAGCCAAGCUCGGCCCACUGAAUGCGCGAAACAAGACGGUGGUGACCGACGACAUCAUCCGCAGCCUGCAGAACAGCGGGCGGCCGUGGUAUUUGCCGGUGGUGCUCCACUCCCGCCUGUUGAAUGCCGAGUUCGGCUCAUCUUUGCACCUGCUUCACCGCGUGUAUCCGCGCAUGUCUGGCGACGAGGCGGCUGCUGUCAGUCUCUUCAACAAGCGGCUGAUUGACGGGGUUCGAGAAAACGCAUCGCUGUUGAUUCAACGCAACUGGCGCGGGCACGUGGCUAAGCACGAGGCAAAAAAGCGCAGCGCGCAGCGCUUCGAGAACGACCGCAAGGUGGAGGAAAUCCGAGGUCUUCGUAUGAACGCUGUUGUCAAACCGAAGCAGCAGCUCGGUGCGCUGCUCGUCACGUUGCACCAUCCUCAAUGCUGCGGUGUCCCGCCCAUCGAUAACGAUGUCUCUGCGCUCGAGGAGGCGCUGCGUCAGCAAGGUUACGAAGUCACCAGGCUUGAGGACCCUGAUGUGGCGACUUUGCUGAAAGCUGUCACGCAGAUCGACACGAGCAAGUUAAACUUCAUCUACCUCAGCGGGUACGGCGGUGCGCUGAACCUACGCCAGCCGCCUGUGCUUGGGUUUGAGUCGCUGGCGAUCUGCGUGGAGGAGCAGGCACGGCGCACGGAGCUAGAAUGCGAUGCGACCGCCACGUAUCAGCAGCUCCUGGCGCAGAUGAAAAAGGAGGCGGAGUCGGUGCCGGCGAAGAAAUCGAAGAAACGCGGUAAGGACAAAAAAGCUGCGGCUCCCCCCACACGUCCCAAGCGGCAGACAGAGGAUGAGAUAGAGCUGGAGCGGCGCCGGAUCGAAACCGCGCUGCGCACUAGUCGGCAACAACUGGAACAGGAGGAAGCGUUUGCCAGAGAUGGCCUUGUACAGGAGUACGAGGAGAUGAAUCAGCUGCUGUCUCGCGAGAUGCGGCAGGCCAUCGUGGUGACGCGAGAGUACGAGCAGCGGUACCGCGCGAAGGGGCCGGAGGGGGACCUGCAAAACUUCAUCUACCCAUGUGAGUCACCGUUGGUGGAACCGUACGCGAGCACCACAGUUGACGUGGAGGACUUUGUGUGUGCUGCCCUGCACCGACAGGCACCUCCGUUAGGUCUGCAGUGCAUCGUCGCAGUUGAUCUACAGCCGCUCACGCCGUUUUCGUGCGGUAUGGCGUGCCUGGCCAGCAGCACCGGCAACACCUUCCGCUUUCCCUACGAGCCGCAGCAGCGCAAUCUGCUUUCGCACAUUCUUGUGAAGGCGUUCAACGGUCAGCUUCCCAAAAUCUCCUCCGGCUCCAAGUACGCCGUGCUCUCUGGUGGGAUCCAGACGGCGGACAACCAGCGAGAUUGGAAGUCGUUCGCCACGUAUGUAGUCUCGAAGAUGCAACAGUACUGCACCCCUGCACGCUUCCGCACGUUGCGAAAUGAGUUAGAUCGGCACCUCCCUUUCGUAGCCGACCUCGUCCCGGUCCGCGAUAUUCUCCUGACGGCUGAGGCGAAAGACCACCGGCGACGCGAGCGCGAGACGCAGAAGGCGAAGGCGGUGUUCACGUUCGGUGUUGGCAGCUCCAAGGUGCAGAGCGACAUGUUUUCACUCUUUCGUGCAUUCAUGGACGGGAUCACCAUCUCCGAGCUCAGUUUCACCAACACGAUUCGGCUGCUCUUUCUGCGCCACAACGCCGGCAUCGACGGGAUCAACUCAGAAGACGUCUUCGCCGCACUGGAGAAGUGUCGUCCGCACGGUUGUGCAAUCUUGCUGCAUAUCAACGUUUCUGCGUGUGGUGUCGAGGUACAAUUUGAAUGCAGAGACCCCAGUGACCGCGUUCACCUCACGCAGUGGCUCAACGGCAUUGUGAUGCGCAGCCUGACGUGGCAGUUUCGCCAGCGGCCACUCUACGGCACCGCGCCGCUGGAGAUGGAUUUCGUUGAAUACAUCUACGACGUGAAGAUCUCGUGCAGCGGACGACGCUAUCGCCAGCUGUGCAAGCAGUUCGAUGCGUUUCCCAUUCCACAGCAGUACGUCCGCUGCCUGAGUACACGACUGCUGAAGUCAAAGUGA